Messenger RNA from Fopius arisanus, 3548 nucleotides. RefSeq names its product protein bicaudal D (gene BicD). The coding region runs from base 343 to 2664 and encodes 773 amino acids. Gene Ontology annotation, molecular function: dynein complex binding; cytoskeletal adaptor activity. The record is from RefSeq and is a predicted model, not a curated record. NCBI's taxonomy places the organism in Eukaryota, Metazoa, Arthropoda, Insecta, Hymenoptera, Braconidae. The transcript has 8 exons.
CCACCAGAAAGUUCAUUCUAGGGUGCGUGAAAACUCCUCAUCCGGUUGGAGAAAGAGGAUUUCUUGUUUCCAUUGCCAUCUCACACGUCGACGUCAGUCAUCCACUGGAGUAUGUGAAGGUGCCACUGGUGUUACCAACCCCGACAGAUUAUCCUGAAGACAUUGACUUGGCGAGGAAUUUUAAGGAUCAAACGAACGAUGAGAGACAACUCGUCGACAUCAGGAAUGCCCGGUGCUCGGUAUUCCUCGCGGUAACGAAUCAAGGCUGAACGAAAAGGCGAAACUGAGUUAAUCACGAAACCAGUGGAUUUAACUGAUUAUCCGAGAGGUAUUAGUCCAAAUAUGGCAACAAGUGAGGAAGGUGUCACCGACCUGAGGGCAGAGAUCGAGAGGCUUUCGAGGGAAUUGGAUUUGGCAUCCACAGAGAAAAUUCAAUCUGCUCAGUAUGGCCUGGCCCUUCUCGAGGAAAAGUCAUCCCUGGAGCAGAGGUGCAAUGAGCUUGAGACCCUCUACGAAAAUACCAGGCACGAACUCGACAUCACUCAAGAGGCAUUGGCCAAGUUUCAAACUACAACGAAAUUGACGACUAAGAGUGGAAUCGAGCAGGAAGAGAGCCUUCUUUGUGAGAGUGCUGCCAGGGAAACGUCACUGCAGACGCAAAUAAUUGAGCUUGAGACUGAUAUUAAACAGCUGCGUCACGAGCUCGAGCGAGUGCAAGCCGAGCGUGAUCAUGCCCUCCAGGAGCGUGAGGAUGUUGGCAAGGAUCACCAGCAGGCGGAAUCAGAGCGGAAAAAUCUUCGCUCGGAGCUCCGAGAGUGUCGCUUCCGUGAAACUCGUCUACUCCAGGAUUAUUCAGAACUCGAGGACGAGAAUAUAUCCCUUCAAAAACAAGUGUCGACCCUGCGCUCGAGUCAAGUCGAAUUUGAGAGUGCAAAACAUGAAAUAAGAAGAUUGACCGAGGAAGUGGAGACACUGAACAGUCAGGUUGAAGAGCUGUCGAACCUCAAAACGAUUGCUGAGAAGCAGAUGGAGGAGGCACUGGAGUCCCUCCAGGCAGAGCGUGAGGCCAAGUAUGCCUUGAAAAAGGAACUCGACCAGAGAAUGAACAGCGAAUCGAUCUACAAUCUUAGUAAUCUUGCUCUCUCGAUCCGAGGAAUCACUGAAGACCAAACGAUAUGCAGUGAUGGAGAGGACGAUUCUCCAGCUCUCAGGCGGAUUGAGGCUGAUCUCAAGACCCAGGAGCCAGGAACAUCAGCUGCUGGCAAACAAGUUGAUCUGUUUUCAGAGAUUCACCUGAAUGAACUGAAGAAACUGGAGAAACAACUGGAACUCGCUGAGUCAGAGAAGGCCCUGUUAACGCAGAAUUUACGAGACAGUCAGCACGCGGUGGAGAAGAGCCAGGGGGAGUUGCAGGCCUUUGUCGCCAGGAUUGUGCAAUUGUCAGCUCACGUCCAGUCGCUUCAGCACUUGCAUUCAAAGCUUCCAGAAAAGCAGACAGAGGAGACUGCUAUGGAUAAAUUAACUCAGGCUGUUAUGCAGUACCACCAAUGGAGCACAAUGUCGGCUCACGAGGUAGAACAACUCCAGAAAGACCUAUUGGAGCUCGAAGCUGGUUUAACCAUCUCCGACACAACUCAACAACUGAGAUCAGAGCUGACAAAUCUUAGAAACAAGAUACCACUGUCAGAGAAGAGCCUUCAGGAAAAGCUGCUGGACACCGAGCACAAGAACACCCAGUUGGAGUCAGACGUUGGCAUCGUCUCGAAACUGGCGGCUGAAGCUGGUGGUUGCCUGGACACAGCUCAGAAUGAUCUUCAGAAUAUUUCCGACGAGCUUGCUCAACUGUAUCACCACGUCUGCGCUGUCAAUGGUGAAACACCGUCCCGAGUGAUUCUUGAUCACGAAAAAAUUGUCCCUAUGAAGGAGGAAGAGUCUAGUGGUAGAAUCGAGUGGUUGAGAACGCUGUCGAAGACUGGACUGCCUAUCAAGGAUCUGGAGAGUCUCAGCAAGGCAAAGGAGAUUGGGAAGCACAUUGAGACUGUCAUGGACCAGAUCAAGCACCUCAGCAAUGCUGUAGAGCAUACGAUCGACAUGUCCAAGCUCAAGGGAACACAGGGGGCCGUAUCUGAUGCUGACAAUGAGAUCAAGGCAGAGGAGUCAGAGCUCCGGGAACAGGUGAUCAAGCUGAAAGCCCAGUUGUCCACGAAGAUGGAACAGAUCGCCACCCUCAGGACUGUCCUCAAAUCCAACAAAAACACAGCUGAAGUCGCCUUGAACAACCUCAAGAGCAAGUACGAGACUGAGAAGAGCAUCGUCAGCGAAACCAUCUCGAAGCUGAGGAAUGAGCUGAGGAGAUUGAAGGAAAAUGCUGCAACAUUCUCCAGUUUACGUGCGAUGUUUGCCGCGCGUUGUGAGGAAUACGGAACUCAAGUAGAAGAGCUUCAGCGUCAAUUGCAAAUAGCUGAAGAUGAUCGAAAGACCUUGAAUCAUCUCCUGCGACUGGCUGUCCAGCAGAAACUGGGACUCACCAUGAAGCUCGAGGAGCUCGAGGUAGAUCGUGAAUUGAGAAACUCCCGAAGACACGGGACUGGGGGUAAUGGACGUGGUGGCCGACCUCGAAUGCAACAACAGUCAAACCGUCCUCACGGCAGAGAUUUCUUCUAGAAGAUGGUCAAGAUGUGGAGCAAAGUAUUCUGAGUGAAUCCGCUCAGGGGAAAAUAUUCAACAGAGAGAUAACACUUGAUUACCUCGAUCACCCCUUGAAUUGCCUAUUGGAAUUGAUACAUUUGGUAAUUAUCGAUAUCUAAUCGUGCCAGAGAUAUUUUUACAGAAUACCACCGAAUUCACUGGGCAAUUGUUCGAGGUAUUCUAUAAACGUGACCACUCGAUAGCUCCAUAUCGUGGAACAGGAAUUAUUUUUUCUUCGUUACCAAUUUAAUAUGUUCUACUGUUUAGAACAAUUUUGCGAAACGAAAUGUCUUUCGUUUGUAUUGUUAAAUAGGAAGAGUUCGAUGGAAGACGAAAAUAAUGAUGGAAUAACCAUCCAUUUUAGGGGAGGGAGGGGAUGAUUAUUUAUGUUUAAUCAUUGGUAGUGACAAUACUAUUGUUGUAACGAAGAGAUGAGAAUUAAAAUUCGUAGGUAAAGCAUAAUCAAUUGUAGAUGUAGGAAUGGAGAAUUUUUUCCAAGGGGGAAAUUUAGAUACUUAGAAUUUUUUAUUCGUCAUACACUGAUUACAGGCUUCAUCCUUCUGUCCAUUCUGAUGCUGGUAGAUAACUCUGAUAAAAAAUAUGAAUCAAUUCCGUCUAACUCGUUAAUUUGGCAGCUAGUUGCAACUUAGUAGUAUUAUUCAUUUUUAAAGAAAUAUUUUAUCUGCAAUAAUAUAUUCGUCGUAUUAUUUUAUCGUUUAAUUGACUUAAUGGAUCAAGUAUUUUAUCUGUUGUGAACAGACUCUGCUAUUAUCAUUCUUAAGGUGGUCGUAUGAAUUUUUAAAUCGAAUGAAAAAUCGUCAGGAGCUGUUAUUGUCGAAGUAAAUUUCAUUGAAAAAAAA